Messenger RNA from Rubroshorea leprosula, 1038 nucleotides. The record is from the annotation of a GenBank genome assembly. Lineage: Eukaryota; Viridiplantae; Streptophyta; Magnoliopsida; Malvales; Dipterocarpaceae.
AUCUUACUUUGGGCGGCUGUUUCUACUUCUACAAUGAGCAAACAGUGCCAGAGAAAUAGAAUUCCAGGUGCUACUCUAAAACUUUAAUAGUUCCUCAAAUCAAAAACUGGUACAAGUUUGGGCCACAGAAACAGAAGCAGAACAUUUUCUUUAGCCUUUAUCAAAGUUUAAGACAGUAAUUCACCCGGCAAUCUUUGGCAGUUCCUGAAGAUAAUGCAUGUCAAUUUCAAUUUUACAGACACUAGCAUUUAACAUAUCUUUAAUAAAGCUUUAAAGCAUAAAAAGAAAGCUUGAAUUGAACAAUAAUUUGAAACUAAAUGAGAGCAAAGGUGUCUGUGUUUGUUUCCAUCCCAUAAAGCAAACCCACUAAUAUUUCCAUACCUCAUCGUUGCCUCCUCUUUAAACCCCACUCUCUUCUUUAUGACUGAGUUUAGCAUUCCUCUCCUCCUUAAUCACCAAGAAAAUCAAUCCCAUUUGCCUAUACAAAAGAGGAAUGUUCACAACUUCCUCCAUCAACUUGUAUUUUAAAAGAAACCCUCAAACACUAGUAUCUUCAUUUUGAGCAAGAAAGAGAACAAGAAAGAAGAGAAACAGAGAUGGGGGUUGAUUGGGGACCUGUGGUGGUGGCUGUAGCACUGUUUAUCCUCUUGUCACCAGGAUUGAUGUUUCAGGUGCCGGCAAGGACCCGUGUGGCAGAGUUUGGUAACAUGUGCACUAGUGGGAUAUCCAUUCUGAUCCAUGCCAUCUUAUACUUCUGUAUAUUCACUAUCUUGAUCGUUGCAAUAGGGAUUCACAUACAUACAUAAACUGAAACGUAAACUCCUAUGAUAAUAUGGGCAGUUCCUUUUCAUAUUCUCAGCUCAAAGUUUCUUCUGCCAUAACUCUGUCUGUUCUGUUAUCCUUGCUAACAAUUGUAUGAUAAACAUCUGCUUUCUCUCUUCUAUAGAUUCCCUUUCUUUAUAUGAAAAUACUAAAUUGACUAUAGUGGUUAAUUGGCUAUGGUUUUGGGCAUGAAUAGAAUAAAAUAAAAUAAUUCUU